Zootoca vivipara (common lizard) is the source of this 3385-nucleotide messenger RNA. RefSeq names its product inositol-trisphosphate 3-kinase A (gene ITPKA). NCBI's taxonomy places the organism in Eukaryota, Metazoa, Chordata, Lepidosauria, Squamata, Lacertidae. Gene Ontology annotation, cellular component: nucleus; cytoplasm. Gene Ontology annotation, molecular function: inositol hexakisphosphate kinase activity. Gene Ontology annotation, biological process: inositol phosphate biosynthetic process; phosphatidylinositol phosphate biosynthetic process. The record is from RefSeq and is a predicted model, not a curated record.
GCGCGCUUCUUUCCGCCGAGCCGCGCGGCUUGGGGGGCGCUGUGCGCUUAUCCUUUCUCGCCGCAGUCGGGAGAGGAGUUUCAUUAAAAGAGAAACCAAAGAGGGCCUGGCAGGGGCGGCGUCAGUUAAAAGUACACAGGGGAAGCAGGAGCGGGGCGAGGUGGGCCGCCCUGGCCGGGGCGGGGCGCUGGUGGCGGCUCCUCCUUCUCCGCCCUCUCCGCGGUUGCCUGAGGCGCCUGACGGCAGCGUGGAGCAACAGUCUCGAGCGACCCAUAUGGGCCGACCGGGCUAUCGGAGCAGCUCCCCGGGCGUGAGUCCGAGCAGGCGAGCGUCAGACUGACGGGGCGCGGGGCUGGCCAUGCUCGCCCGCGUGCGGCGGCGGCUCGAGCCCUCCGGUGCGCCCUUCCCCGCGAAGAAGCCCGCCACUGCGGGCUCUCCUGCUCCCCGGCCGCGCCGCUUGCCGUCUUCGCGGCGCGCCCACACAGUCGCUGGGCUGCGGGCGGCGGCUGUGGCGGCAGCAGCAGCAGCAGCUCCAGCUCGUUCUCCUCCUCCAUGGAGCCCCGAGGCUCCCGCGACGGCAGUAGCGGCGACGGCAGCCCGGAGCUGGGCCGGGGCAAGCGGCUGAGCGUCGGCGAGCUGCGCUCCCUCUUCGAGGCGCGCUGCGCGGCCCCCACCAAGCAGCUGCCCGAGCCGGUCAAGAAGAGCUGCCGGCCGCGCAACGGGGUUCUGCCGCCGGUGAUCCCGCAGCUGACCGUCACCCCCGAGGACGACGCCGAUGAGGCGCAGCGCAGCCCGGCCGGGCGCCCGCGGACGGAGCCCGACGGCGCCUGGCUUAGCGCGGACCUGCUGUCGUCGCGCCGCCUGUCCACGUCGUCGCUUUCCUCCACCGGGUCGUCGUCGCUCUUCGAGGACUCCGAGGAUGACCUGCUCAGCGACACGGAGAGCAGGAGCCAAGGCAUCGUCCACCUGGAGCACGGCGAGGAAACGCACCAGAAAAAAGCAUGGCAGACGUUAAAAACAAUUGUCAAUUUGCCAGUCAUCAGUCCCUUCAAGAAGCGAUACUCCUGGGUGCAGCUGGCUGGUCACACAGGGAGUUUCAAGGCAGCUGACGGUGGAACGAUUCUGAAGCGCUACUCUGAGAAUGAAGAGAAGUGCUUUGAGCUGCUGAUGAACGACCCACUGCGCUCCUGCGUCCCUGUCUUCCAUGGUGUGGUGGAGAGAGAUGGCGAGUCCUACAUGCAACUAGAUGACCUUCUAGCUAAUUUUGAAGGGCCUUGUGUGAUGGACUGCAAGAUGGGAAUCAGGACAUAUUUGGAGGAAGAAUUGACUAAAGCACGAGAGAAACCAAAGCUGCGUAAGGACAUGUAUAAGAAAAUGAUCGAUGUAGAUCCUCUGGCACCCACUGAGGAGGAGAACUCACAGCAUGCAGUGACCAAACCACGCUAUAUGCAGUGGAGGGAGACAAUCAGCUCCAGUGCUAACUUGGGUUUCAGGAUCGAAGGGAUUAAGAAGGCUGAUGGGACUUGUAACACCAACUUCAAGACAACGAAGACAUGGGACCAAGUCUUCCAGGUUUUUGCGGAAUUCAUUAAGGGAGAUACAACUAUAUUGAAAAAAUACUUGAGGCGUCUGUAUGACAUUCGUGGUGUUCUUGAGUCUUCUAAUUUCUUUAAACGGCAUGAGGUAAUUGGAAGUUCACUGCUGUUUGUGCAUGAUGAUAGUGGGCAUGCCAAUGUAUGGCUCAUUGAUUUUGGAAAGACUACCCUUCUUCCAGAUGAGCAGACCUUGGAUCAUAGGAUCCCUUGGCAGGAAGGGAACCGGGAGGAUGGCUACUUACUUGGACUGGACAAUUUGAUCGACAUCUUAGAAAAUAUAUUUGAGAGAUGAGAGGGGCUGGCACAAAGUCUUUAUAGGACCGCUCAGUUGCUUUUAAUUUUUCCAGAAUCAACACCCCCCCUCCCCAGUCAGAGGGAAGGCUUUUAAAACUUUUGCCAGACUCUGGGGGCAUUACCCUGCUGCAAAAACGAGGUGGAAACUCAGAGCCAGCCUCUGGGAGCCUGAGAAAUCCAGGGUUAGCCAUGAAUGCAAAGGGCUAACCAACUAACAGAAUAAUUUUCUAAAGAUUUGGACGUUGGAGCAGGACAACUACUUCCUGGAGUGAAAGUUGCUUGGAGCACAUGGGACAGAAAAUACUGGAAUUCUCCUCUGAAAUAUCUUCAAAAGUAAUAAGCAGACUUUUUAACCUUCAUGCUGCUGCUGCUGCUGCUCACACUGCUAGAUAGGAAUGUUCCCAUCCCAUGCAUUCACUUGUGUGCCAGGCAGCUUGGUACUUGGCGAAGAAUUUAUAAACUCUCAUUCAUAUAUACAUAUGUAAUUCUUCUAGUUUUAAUGGUGGUGCAGAAAAGUUUAAAGAUGCGCACAAAGUGCUGUUGAAGCUUUAGAAACCAAAGGGCGCCUUGGGCUCUAGGAGCCAGUGCAAGAGUUUUUGUGCCCUACACAACUCUCCAUACCCCUCUGUUCCUUCUCGUCUUCUACCAUUCCAUUUUGUCGCCAACUGCUUCCCACAAAUUAGUUUAUUUGUGCCAAAACACGUGCAGCUUGCCAUUAAGCCCCUCCCCCAAAUAUAUUGCACACAUCUACCCCGCAACCCUGACCACAACUGUGCAACAGGUAAGUCCUACUGAUUUUUAAUCAGCCAUCCAAAACUAAUCAUGGGCAGAACUGCAGUCUAAUGCAUGCUUUGGUUUGAACCUGCGCACCCACCCCACAUUGCUAUAGAGGAACCUGAAUCAGCUCUACCGGUUAGAGGAGCUGCCAUGGUAAUGGAGAAGCAGAGGUUGAAACCAGACAAUUCCAGUUUGCGCCAGGCUUUGUAUUACUGCUUCUUUAUGAUUGCUAGCCUCUCCUUUUCUUCACCUGAGACUGUGCAUAAAGCUGUCCAGGUUUUAAAGUGUGUGAUCCAAGACAGACUUUGCCUUCCGGGGAGCAAGCAGUCAAUUUCGGGGUGACUGAAUUUCAUUGAGGUUGGUGGUGGCCUAGAAGUGACCACUCGUGAGCUGGAAUGCAUAUGACUUAUUUGUGGGAUCACAUCUUAGUGACUUGGUUUAUUUAGUAAGCAAAGCAAAACUAACUAAAUUUAGGGGAUGUUGAAAUGUUUCACAUGCAGAAAUCAGAACAACCGGUCAAGUUGCUUGGUGUUGAAAUUACUUGGAUCAGCAGAUUUUUGCAAGAAUUAAAAAAGAAUAAUUCUCCCUAUAGAUCUAGUUACAGGUAGGUAGCCGUGUUGGUCUGAGUCGAAGCAAAAUAAAAAAAUUCCUUCAGUAGCACCUUAAAGACCAACUGAGUUUAUAUUUUGGUAUGAGCUUUCGUGUGCAUGCACACUUCU